Penaeus indicus is the source of this 2118-nucleotide messenger RNA. RefSeq lists its product as uncharacterized. The record is from RefSeq and is a predicted model, not a curated record. Lineage: Eukaryota; Metazoa; Arthropoda; Malacostraca; Decapoda; Penaeidae. Gene Ontology annotation, molecular function: protein binding. The coding region runs from base 1 to 2118 and encodes 705 amino acids. The transcript is spliced from 14 exons.
AUGGGAACUCCAAAAACGGGGGAGGCCCCGGAUGUCAAAGAACGAAAAAUGAUCUUCGAAGUUCUUCGCUUUCCCGACAAGGACAGCUGCAAAGUAGGAGAAGAGGAAGAGACAGGGACAGCGCUGGGGGCAGGGGCUGGGGGCAGGGGCUGGAGUAGGGACAGCGAUUCACUGACAAGAGAAGGGAAGGAUUUGGAGAGGCAACGAGACAGGAAAAGGGACAGGGACAGGGACAGGGAUCAGGAGACGAACAGAAACUGGAGCAAGGACAGGGACAGGAGCGUGGUUGAUAAAGAAACGAAGACUGGGAAAAGACAGAAAGAGACAGUCCUUGCGCGCGUGGGACACUUCCACACCUGUCCGAUAACUUCGGCCGGGUCAAAGACAAAACCUGCUUGUCUAAGACAUUUCGGUGAGGGUCACAGACAUAUCGGCAAUCGAUUCAGCAUUUAUGGCAAAGAUUCAUUACAGUGUCGACACAGAUAUUUCGACCCGAAUCAGUCGAUAUUCAGAGAAGGCGGUGUAUUGGCAACACUUACUCUGGACAGGGAACCUUGGAACGGCGAAAUAGGAAAUAUUACAACAGGCACAAAACACAGGAAAUCCACUGAACCCUUAUCGUCUGCUGGCAGCGUGAACGUUGGGCUGCGGAACGAACCGCCUCUUGUAAACAACGUCUGCUCGGCGAUGCGAGGUUUGAACGCCGGGCCCUCCGAGAGAUCCCUUUCCAAGAUGGAUGCUAAGUUUGAGAGUGAUGAUGAAACAGUGAAUGGGAGGGAUUAUGACCUAGAGAGGCAUAAAGCACAAGUUCUGGCAGAAGUGGAUGCCAUUUUUGGCUUUAAGCAGAAAAGUAGUGAGGCAGCAGUAAAUGAUGUUGCAGAAACAUCUAAAGGAAGUGCAGAGAAAGUGUAUUACAGAGAACAACAGAGUAGUGAAUAUAAUGAAUAUGCACACAACAGAGAAAAAGAAGUACAAAGCACAGGUUUUUCUGAACCCUUCAUGAUACCCAAAGAUACUAGAUAUAUGGUGAGUCCAAAGGAGGCAGCAGAAUACAGUGAAAGAAGUACUGAAAAUCAUGGAGAAAGAAAUGAACAGAGAGAGAUAGAUCCGACAGAAUCACAUUCCCAAGAAGCAAGUGAAAGAGUGGAAGCAAGUGAAAGAGCGAAUGAUGUGCCAAUGGAAACAGAAAAUGUGCACUAUCGACAGCUAAUGAAAUUUGACUUUGAGACUCCUGUUGAAGCUCUGGAUUAUAAGAAGUGUUUUCAAGAAAUGGCAGAUAAUUAUACAAAAGGAUGUAAAUGGUCUCCAGAUGGCUCAUGUCUGUUGGUUGGGAGUGUGGACAAGAAGCUGCGUCUCUUCAACCUUCCAAAUCCAGUGGCAAUGGGACAGUGUCUAGAUGAAUCUUGGCAAGCGGAAAGUGAACGAUACAACCUUCCAGCUGUUACAGUCCGGGAAAGAGAACUCAUCUAUGAUUAUGUGUGGUAUCCUCACAUGCGUUCUGAUAAGCCCCAGUCUUGCUGUUUUGCAGUGACUUGUCGUGAUCAGCCAGUCCAUCUGUGGGAUGCCUGGAAUGGAAAUCUUAUCUGCAGUUAUCAGUCCUAUGAUCACUUGGAUCAGUUGGUGGCAGCAAAGAGUAUCGGAUUCAGUCUGGAUGGGUCCAUGCUUCUCUGUGGCUUCAAGAAGACCAUCCGAAUAUUCCACACAAGUCGGCCUGGCAGAACUUUUGAGACUAUUGAUGCUAAAGGUCAGCCUGGAAUUAUAUCGUGUAUGGCCUUUAACCCACGGCUGCCUAACAUCUUUGUUGCUGGGAGCUACCUUGGCAAUUUAGGGUUUUACAACACAAGAAGGAACAAUCUUUUCUGCCGACUCGAUGGAUGCACAGGAGGCGUUACGCAGGUUGCUUUCUCUCCUUGUGGAAUAAAAUUGUUUAGCGGAACACGAAAGGACGAUGAAAUUCUCUGCUGGGACAUCAGGAAGUUAGGGACUAUUUUGUAUAGCUUGAAGAGGGAGAUCAGCACCAAUCAACGCAUCUAUUUCGAUUUAGAGCCACAACUCUGCAGGUUCCUUGUGUCUGGUGAGAUUGCAUAUUGUGGCAUAGUUAUGUGUUAUGGGUUGUAG